Molecule: messenger RNA, 2367 nt
Organism: Ahaetulla prasina
Lineage: Eukaryota; Metazoa; Chordata; Lepidosauria; Squamata; Colubridae
Product: arylacetamide deacetylase-like 3
Exons: 3
Coding region: 80-1030 (316 amino acids)
Molecular function (GO): hydrolase activity
Source: RefSeq, a predicted model, not a curated record
CUGCCGUGAAUUUGCAGUAGUGAAGUUCCUGGUAGAUGGAAUAUUUUUAGUGGGGCCCUGUGACCUGAGCAUCAAGGAAAUGCUUUUCGACACCGUGCCCGUGAGGCUCUAUCGGUGCAAAACAUCAAAUCCCGAGAAGAGACGAGGACUUGUGUGGAUUCACGGAGGAGCGGGCCUUUUUGGAAGCCUCAAAAGCCACGAAAGGCUGUGCCGUUUCUUUGCCCAGGAAAGUGCCACCGUGGUCGUAUCUAUCGGGUAUCCCUUGGCACCAGAACACCCCUACCCAGCUCAACAACGCAGCUGCUACGCGGCCGUAUCGUACUUCCUGGAGCACGCGCAGGACUUGGGCGUGGACCCUCAGCGGAUCGUGUUGGGUGGCGACAGCAGUGGAGGCUCCGUCGUGGCGGCCAUUUCUCAACAACUUGUGUUCAGGAAGGACCUGCCCCAGGUCAGGGCCCACGUGCUAAUCUACCCUUACCUCCAAGGUGUGGAUUUCAACCUGCCAUCUUACCAGCAAAACCAGUCAGUGCCCCUCUUACUCAUAAGAGAUAUGGUCCGUAUUGGCAAGUUUUACCUCACCGGAAAGACCUCCGACGUCGAUGGAGUGAUGGCCAACGCUCACUAUCCGGAACAUCUCAGGGCCAAGUACCAGAAAUGGAUCAGCGCCGAACUUAUUCCGGAAGAAUUUAAAGUCCGGGGUUACAUCCCUUUCGUACCCGGUCGGUUUUCAGAAGACCUCUUCAAAGAAUGCGAGAGAGCUUUUGAUCCCAUGUUUUCGCCACUCCUGAUGGAAGACGCCGUCCUCCGACGGUUUCCAGAGACGUUCCUUUUGACCUGCGAAUACGACAUUUUCCGAGACGAUGGCUGGCUGUACAAGAAACGGCUGGAAGACAACGGGGUGCCUGUCACCUGGCAUCACCUGGAGGACGGAUUCCACGGGAUCACCUCGCUGUUAGGAUUUGGGCCACUGGAGUUUCCCGGGACGAGGAGGGGUCUCAAAAGUAUCAUCCAAUUCCUCGAACGCUUCUAGAAACCCAACGACCACCUUCUUCUGCUCUGUUCGUCUUUCCUGCUUGGUGACUUUGCCUGGUGUGUUUGUGUGUGUGUGUGUGUGUGAGUGGGAGGCACUCACGCACAACUCCAUUUGUUUGAGUGGCGUGUGUGCCACCCCCUCCACUCGCAUGAAUGGAGCUCCAGGCAAGCUGUUGUACUGAUGGAUUGUUCUCACAGUCAGAAAAUUCCUACUUAGUUCCAGGUGACGUGAUCUGUCCCAGGUGAACUCUUCCGUCCUUCCGUGGUCAGUAAAAUGAGGACCCAGUUUCUUGGGGGUGAUAGGCUGGCUCUCUAAGCACUUUACAAAACUAGCCUAUUGCCCCAUAUAAUCUGGGUCCUCAUUUUACCGACCUCGGAAGGACGGAAAGCUGAGUCAACCUUGAGCCGGUCAGGAUCGAACUGCUGGCAGUGGGAAGGGUUAGCCUGCAAUCCUGCAUUCUAACCGCUAUGCCACCAAGGAGAAUAGAAUAGAGUGGAACGGAAUAUGGAAUAUGGAAAAUAAUAGAAAAUAGAAUAGAAUAAUAAAAUCGGGAAAAAUCGGUCCUAAAUCACAUUUUUCAGGGCUUUUGUAACUGCAAACGGUCAUUAAAUGUUGUGCUAUUAGAUAAUCCCCUAAUUAUGACGCAGCAGCGUGCGGCGGCAGCCGAAAAAGCCGAUUGAAUCCUAGGUUGCAUAAACAGAUUAAUAAAACCAGCAUCACGUGAAGUAUUAUUGGUGCUUUACAGAGCCUUAGUAAGGCCACACCUGGAAUCCUGCAUCCAGUUUUGGCCGCCACAUAUUACAAAAUAGACGCUGAGACUCUGGAAAAAGUGCAGAGAAGAGCAACUAGGAUGAUUGAAGGCCUGGAGACUAAGACAUAGGAAGAGCGGUUGCAGGAUUUGGGUUGCAAAUUGUGGUUUUCUCUGGCAGGGUGCAAUUCCUCCUGCAGCCAUCGGGGGGCAUCCCCAGAGAGGGAAUUGCUGGAUAAAUUCCCUGUGGGACAAAUUUUCCCAGGGUGAAGGCCAUACAAGAGAGAGAGAGAGAGAGAGAGAGAGAGAGAAUUCUAGUAACAAUAAUAUUCAUUACUUGUAUAUAAUAGCAUCCUUCCAGUUUCUAAUUUCUACCCUUUAUUAUCUAAAUAAAUCCCAAGUUUAAGAGUAGUUUGUAUCUUCUUCAUCAUUUAUCUUCGACGUUAACCUAUCCGUUUCUGCACAGUCUAGUAUAUAUUUUUUUUAUUCUAUUUUUAUCUGUCAAUGAAAACUCUCAGUCAAUGCGGUUUUUGUCUCGAAAUUCUCGGUCCGGGAUAGCCUCCGUUGGGGAAAAGUUGUUCUGGGA